CUGAGCUCGCUCACACCUCCCUCAUUGUCUCGUCCAGGAUUUCAUCCACCCUCCCUGCCGGCGUGCUCCUGCCACAGCCCCCACUCACCCUUUGUGUCGGGGCGUGCCGCCGUCGUCGACUUGACUGGCCAGCGCAACCGUCGAUUCCGUCGGCUCGGCCGUCCAGGAGCUCCGUCCCGACUUCCCGGUCUCGGUCCUCAGUCCUCGGCGGCCUCCCUCCUGUUUCCUAUCCCCCGGUCUCCUCCAGUACACCCUGCGCCGCCGGCCCAUCGGUCAGAGCAUGGGGCGCUUCCGGUCCGCGUCGACCUCGCGCCGCCACUGGUGCUGACUGACUCGUCAACGCCUGUUGGUCUCGCCCUAGAGCAUGCCACAUGGCAGCUAGUGGAACGAGACGCGAUGACGGCGGUCAUGGUCGAGGAGCAGGAGAUAUUAAGUGUUAUGGCCAUCGUGAUAGAGCCCAUUGUUAGCGAAAACCUGCCAUUUGGGUUUGAUUCAAGCACAUGCCGCAGCGUGUAUGUUGGCAACAUCCAUCUGCAAGUUACGGAUUCACUACUCCACGAAGUCUUUCAAAGUAUCGGUCCAGUCAUUUUAACAUCUCUAUGGGGGAUCUUUGCCCAGAGGUCACGGAUGCUGCUUUGUUUGCUUUUUUUCUUGGCAUAUUCUACCUGCUCGUCGUCGACGCCUGGAGCUCGCGAGGAGCAGUGAUGGCGGUCGUCAACACGUCAAGCACUGCUAUCCCGCUAGGAAGAAGGCAGGUCGAGUGGAGAUAAGCGCGCCUGAUACUCAGGACGUUGUUCUUAUGAUUCUGGGCGAGGGGAGAAUUUCUGUGAGAUUGAUUUUCAGGACGUUGUUCGUUGGAUUUUCAGGACGUUAUUCUUUUGAUUCUGGGCGAGUGGAGAAUUUCUGGAGAUUGAUUGAUUCUUUCCAUGAUUAAUCGAUUUGUGUCCUCA
Messenger RNA from Brachypodium distachyon (stiff brome), 950 nucleotides. RefSeq names its product tRNA pseudouridine(38/39) synthase-like. Bases 397 to 705 code for a protein of 102 amino acids. Lineage: Eukaryota; Viridiplantae; Streptophyta; Magnoliopsida; Poales; Poaceae. The transcript has 5 exons. The record is from RefSeq and is a predicted model, not a curated record. Gene Ontology annotation, molecular function: pseudouridine synthase activity; RNA binding. Gene Ontology annotation, biological process: pseudouridine synthesis.